Apodemus sylvaticus (European woodmouse) is the source of this 975-nucleotide messenger RNA. RefSeq names its product vomeronasal type-1 receptor 4-like. NCBI's taxonomy places the organism in Eukaryota, Metazoa, Chordata, Mammalia, Rodentia, Muridae. Gene Ontology annotation, molecular function: pheromone receptor activity. Gene Ontology annotation, cellular component: membrane. The record is from RefSeq and is a predicted model, not a curated record. Bases 67 to 975 code for a protein of 302 amino acids. Gene Ontology annotation, biological process: G protein-coupled receptor signaling pathway. The transcript has a single exon.
AGAGAUUUUAUUGUUGCAAUAAUGUAAAAAAAAUACAUAAAUAAAUAAGAGUUAUUGAAUGACAGAAUGGACUUGAGGACCAUGACAGUUGGAAUAGUGUUCUUCCUUCAGAUGGCACUUGGUAUUCUGGGAAACUUCUCUCUGCUUUUCUACUACCUAAUCAUUUACUACAAGGAACACACAUUGAAGAAAAUAGAUUUGCUUCUUAUACAUGUAUUCACAUCCAACGUCUUGAUUAUUCUCUCCAAAGGAAUCCCUGAAGUAGUGAGAGCUUUUGGAUGGAAGCAGUCAUUCAGUGAUGUUGGAUGCAAACUUACUUUUUAUUUUCAAAGACUAGCCAGGAAUAUGUCCAUUAGCACCACCUGUUUCUUGAGUGUCUUUCAGGCAAUCACAAUCAGCCCCAGAAACUCCUGCUUGAAGGAAUAUAAAACCAAAACUACAAAGUUCAUUGGCCUGUCAAUUUCUCUCUGCUGGAUCCUUUUCUUUCUAGUAAAUAUGCUUUUCCCCAUCUAUACAGCUACCAAUAGGAAUAAGAAAAAUAAGACACAAAAGAGAGACUUUGAAUUUUGCCACUCUAUAGGUCGUGACAAACUAGUAGCUAUAAUAUAUACAGCAUUUUGUGUAUUUCCUGAAGUUCUAUUUUCUCUGCUCAUUGUAUGUUCCAGUGCUUUUAUGAUUGUCAUUCUUUAUGGACACAAGAAGAGGGUUCAACACAUUCUCCACACUCAUACCUCCCUCAGAAAUUCUGUUGAAAACAAAGCAACACAGACCAUCUUGAUUCUGGUUUGCACAUUUCUGGCAUUUUAUACUCUCUCUUCAAUUUUACAAGGCUAUAUUUCUCUUUCAGAUAAUCCCAGUUGGUGGGUAAUGAAUAUCACAGCCAUAAUUUCUAUGUGUUUUCCUACAUUAGGCCCAUUUGUGAUGAGUCGCAAUUUCACUUUUUCCAGAUUCUGCUUUAACUUCAUGAGAAAUUAA